Messenger RNA from Naegleria fowleri, 4005 nucleotides. RefSeq lists its product as uncharacterized. The transcript has 3 exons. Bases 1 to 4005 code for a protein of 1334 amino acids. Lineage: Eukaryota; Heterolobosea; Eutetramitea; Acrasida; Naegleriidae. Gene Ontology annotation, molecular function: protein binding. The record is from RefSeq and is a predicted model, not a curated record.
AUGGUCAACACACGCCGCAAGACCUACGAACCACCUGCUGCCUCAAGCACAUACGAAGCUCCGACAAACGAUGCUCAAAAAGAAGAAGAAGAACAAACAGCAAUUCAAGACGAGAAUAACAACAACCUCACACCAGAGGAGGAACAAAAUGAAAUUGAUGAUCAAGAAGAAGCCUCCAAGAAGAGAAAGGCUCCACCCAAAAAGAAGGGAGGAAGAAAGAAAAAGAAGAAAACCCAAAAGAAUGUCACUGGAAUACCCAAAAAACUUGAAAUUAAAUCGACGGAAGAAAGAAUACGAGAGGCCAUCGGCGAAGAUGAUGAAGAGGUCAAAAAUUCUCGUGAUGAUGGAGAUGCCAUGAUGGUAGAUCAUGAGGAUAAAUCUGCAGACAAAAUGAAAGAUGAUCAGGGUGUCGAUGAGGAUGAUGAGGAUGGUGCAAAUGAAGGAUCCUCCAUGAAAAGUUCAAUGAAAUCGAUCAUUGAUAAUAGAAGCGUAAAAUCAAAACGUUUGGAUUGGGAGCAAGGUUUUUUCUAUUUACCCAAAUUUGAUUGCUAUCUACCCAGACCUGUUUUUCACAUGAUUCUACAGUAUAUUCCUCCUUAUCCCUUUUAUUUGACUUUGAGAGGAGUGUGUCAACAAUGGCUUGAUGAUUUAUACCACAAUAUCUGCCCAAAUGUUCAGUCCAUUGAUUUGGUUCGGAGAAACGAGUUUUCUGAUAGCAUUGUCUACAAGUACCCAUGGUAUAAUCCAAACGCGAAAAGAAAGUAUAGCGAUUCUCUUCGAUACAUCGCUUUGAUUUUUCCAAAUGUGACAUCAAUGUGUUUUCCAAUCUUUGAUCCACAUCAAUUAAGAGUUCCAACAAGAUUUUUACAAUACUUCUCAAACUUAGAGAGAAUGACGUUGUUCAAUUAUAGUCCAUUUACUCCUUUUUACCUGAGCGUUUUAUCUAGUCGUAAUGAUUUCUUACUCUCCAUGGAUUUGGUUGACGUGCGAUCUAUAGAAAUUGGAUAUCCAUACCGUAGAAGAAGAGGAGGACGAACUUCUUUUCCCUAUGUACUUAGCAACAUGUAUAGUAGUCAUCACAAGCAUCUCAAAAUCAACCAUAGUAUCUCGUAUGGAGAUAAUAACGAGGUAAUAUUCAGGGAAAUCAAGUAUCUAGUGCAAGAGGAGAGGUUUUCAUUUGAAGCAAUAGAUUUCUUUACUCUAUCUGCAUCCAAGUAUUCGAAGGGAAUGCUUGAGUUCUUUUUAGACAAAUACAAGCAACAACUUGAACUAAACUACAAGCCUCUCAUUCCAUUUGAAGAAUAUUUCGAGAGGAAUGGAAUACUUUCUGCUCAUGAAUUAUGUAACUUUAUAAUUGAGAAUCAGCUAUUUAAAGUAGCAUUUCCUAAUGCAGAGGCCGUGGAUUACGCCAUAACUAAAAAGAUUUUACGAAAUAUAUCUGAUGUGAAAAUGGGUCAAGCUCUCUUUGAACAAGCGAAGUUUCCACUUCUAUUUGAGGGAAAGCUGAACCCGCUUCUCGAACUCCUUCAUACUAAUCCUUUCGUUCCACAACUAGUUUCAUAUUUAUGUCAACUUGUUCCAAAGUUGAUUACAUUAGGAGAUAGUGACGGAAUAGUUGUUAAAGAUGAAAAUGGUAACUAUGUUCACAACAUGAACAUACUUGCUGCUUAUCUAAAACGAAAUAGAUAUCCAACUAUCAAUAUUUACAAUCUAAUACAACGCCUGCAUGAGUGUGGUUGUGAUUUGAACUACAUUUUCCCAGAAUCAGACAAUAACUUCUUGCACUUAAUACCUUCUUCAUACUUAUUUGAAGUCAUGCCUAAAGAGUAUUUAAUCAUGAAAAAUAAUGCAGGUCAAACUCCUCUUCAGUCUCUAGUCACCUCGAGAGGAGAAUUGUCUGCUGAUUUCAUUGAAGAAGUAAGCAAGAUAUUUAACACUAAAGGAAUACCUCUAAAUGACACGUAUGAUAACAACCAAAACUUGUUACACAUGUUUGCUGAGAAGAAAAAUCAACCUGUCAUUGAGACUCUUAUUGGUUAUGGUAUCGAUGCAAAUGCUGUGGAUACGUUUGGUAAAACACCACUUUUCUACAUGCACUCAAUUUUUUGCAAGAAUAUUCAAAUACAGACUCUCCGUAAAUUAAUGCAAGCCAUGGAUUCAUCAAUGUUGAAUCAUAAAAACAAUACAGGAAAAACUGCACUUACAUAUUGGCUGGAAGAUUUGAAGCCAAGUAUUUCUUUUACACGAAGACAAUACCAUUAUCAUCCAAGAGAUGGAACAGAUAUUUCAGCACUCUUUUCAGUUAUUCUAGCUAUGAUUGAUGCUGGUUGUGAUUUGUGUGAAGCCAUUCAAAGUAUGAACUCUGAACUCAUGAAACAAGGCAAUCUCCCCCGUAACAUUUCUCUAUUCCUAGUCUACUUACUCAUUUCUGUAACUGAUGAUACGAAACAUUCUGUUUAUCGAUUACUGACCGUAAUAUGUCAAGGCAAAGAUAUCAAAGAGCUCUUGACUGAACCAUUUCAAUUUCAAGAUAACGAAUUUGAAGACCAAAGUUUGCUUGGAAUCGAAGCAAACGCUCUCUCAUGUUUAUUGAACCUUUGGCUUUCUAGACCUGAUCAACCCUCUGCCGCUACUGUAUUUUUUGACAAUAUGUGCCCAUUGGUUGAUAAGAGUGUGUUGGAUAAGGUAUUCACUCUUGAGGAUGGAUCUACGAUUGAUUUUUUGUACUACGCUCUGUUGUCUCCAACUGAUAGGACUCAACUUCUGCUCUUCUUCGAAGUAAUGUUCAAUAUUCCUCGUUCAUAUCAUUACACAUGGUACAGAACCCCGGAUAUGGCACAAAUUUUACCUUUGCUUGUCAAAUAUUCCUUUAACGACCCUGAGAUGGGACCUCUCAAUAUUCUUCAACUUGGAUGUAAGCUUGGGUGCAGUGAUUGGUUACAGUAUACAUUGUUUCCAAAUUUAAAAUCUGGAAUAAUUACAAAUAAUGAAUUCCAACAAAUGAAAAAUGCAAAAACAAAGAACGGAAACGAUUUAUUGGAUAUUGUUUGCAAGAGUUUUAACAUGAAUUUAGCAUCUUUCAUUAGUUCAGAAUGCUCUUUAACAUUUAAACGAUCUCAUUUUGAGGAAGCACUCGCAAAACACCAAUAUGAUUUUUGUAAUUCUCUCAUACAGAGCAAAAGCGCUGAUGUGAAACCAACUUUAGAUGAAAUUGCGCAUGUUUUGUGUGGAUAUAUUCAAACUGAGGAAAUUUAUGAUGAAAAAUCUUUCGAGGAUACUUAUAUUGGCCUAUUUGAGGAUUAUUUUUUAGCCCAUGAAACGACUUUAGAAGAAAAGUGCAAUAUUUUUAAUAAGGUCUUCACGAUUCGAGGCGAGAAACAGCCAUCAUCAUUGCGCACUCGUCAUGUCCUCCCAAUAUCCACCCAACACAGUGAUUGGUUCCAAUAUGUACAACAUACUCUCAGAACAAACAAAAAGCUAUUCUCUAAACCCACUGAGACUUCAACAGUAGAACACAAGACCUCUCUUUUGGAAUUGUGCUUCUUGCAUGGAUUUGUAUUUUUGACAGCUUAUUUUGUGUAUGGAGAAACUUCAGUGAAUCGAAGACCCAAGAAGAUCUUUAUGAAAAGUGAGUUAGAAAAAGAAGUAUUGCUGCCUUGGGCCACCUACCAGAAUGAGAAUACAGGCAACACUCUCUUCCAUUUACUUUGCACAAACACUGAAAACACUAAGGCUACAGUGAAACAGCAACAUGAAAAUAAGGAAUAUUUAGCCACUGACUUAAUGCAAUACUUGCAAUCAGUUAAAAGAAAUAACAUAUAUAAUGUCACCAACAAGAAUGGAGAAACUGCACUAUUCAAUGCUUACCGUACCCAAUUUUUGAUUGAUGCAUUGACUCCCUUAACGGACACAUCCAUCAAAAAUAAGGAUGGCAAAAUAGCUUCUGAGAUGACACAAAUUGAGCUUCUAGAUGCAAAAAACAGAAAAGCAAAACAGUUUUACUAA